Molecule: messenger RNA, 1985 nt
Organism: Spinacia oleracea (spinach)
Lineage: Eukaryota; Viridiplantae; Streptophyta; Magnoliopsida; Caryophyllales; Amaranthaceae
Product: F-box/FBD/LRR-repeat protein At1g13570
Exons: 7
Coding region: 421-1713 (430 amino acids)
Molecular function (GO): protein binding
Source: RefSeq, a predicted model, not a curated record
CAAAACAAGAACUACUUUACAUUUGACCAAUUUGACAUCCGUCAUUCACAAUCACAAUGGAAGAAGUGGAUGUUCUAAGUUCUUUCAGUAGCAAUCACCAUUCACCAGGCCGAACAUGCAGGGAUAAGUUUGGCUUACUCAAAAGGCACCAUGGAUUUCUUCUGUCUUCUUUCAAGCUUCUCAAAAUUAGAAGCAUUCUUUAAUUUGGUGUGCUGUUUUGGUAGAAAUGGAUGGUUCCAGGAGGUUUUGGACGGAGAAUUGCCAGGCUGCUACUUCUUUACCUGUCCAGAAGUUAAAAAGAUGAGAGCUGCACAUUUCCGGUCGCUGGAAUGGUACUUAUAAAAUUAGGUCUACCAAACAGACAACAUAAUCAGCUACCUUAUCAGUUUCAACACCUUAUCAGUUUCAGUGAGCAAAAACAUGGCAAGUGCGAGUGGUCUAUCGAGUUUAGGAGAACAUGAUUCAUUUGAGGUGACUGUGGAUAGGAUAAGUUGUCUUCCAUGGCAUGUCCUAAACAUUAUUCUUGGGAAGUUGUCAAUUGUUGAUGCUGUCAGGACGAGUAUUUUGUCAAAGGAUUGGCAAUACAAAUGGCUUUCCCUAUCCAAGUUAAACAUAGAUUCUCGUGUUAUUGGUCGUGAGCUUAAUAAUGAGGAUCUUCGGUGGGAUAUAGUUUCUAAUAUUAUUAACAGAUUCUUUCUUAAUCACUCUUCCGCAAUCAAAGAAGUUUCCCUGAAAACUUUUUGUAGCGAACACUAUUCUGAUUUAUAUCAGUGGAUUCGAUAUCUGUCAGAACAAGAUGUGGAGAUAAUGUCGGUUGAAGAGUUCAGCAAUGAGCGGUUUGUGAUACCCUCAUUUUUUUUCACAUUUAAGAAGCUGCAGUUUUUGUUCCUCAAAAGUUGUGCUAUACAGAUUCCAUCACAUUUUCAAAGAUUUAAGUUGCUGCGCACACUCUUCCUCGUAGAUAUUUCAAUUACUGAUGAUGAUCUUCAUCACUUACUUGUUGGGAGCCCUCUCCUGGUGAAGUUAGUAUUGUUGCGGAUAUCUGGAUUAAAGCAUCUGAGAAUCAGUUUUCCAAGACUGGCUGCGUUACAAAUAGACAUCGGGAUGGAGGACAUUGUUAUUGGAGCUUCUGCGCAUCUGUCUGUAGUUAGUAUUCUAAAAUCUUCUGAUAAUGAAAAGAUUAUUCACUGGCCGAGUGUUAUUCGUUGCUUAUCUAGUCUGGAUGCCCUUGGAACGUUGGUUUUGUGCGGAGAUUUUAUCAAGAUCUUAGCAGCUAAUUAUGGACUUGAAAAUCUUCCCUUGAGGAAUAACUCUCUGUGGUUUCUGACCCUAUUUGACGUAAGAUUUGAAAGUAUUGAAGUGUUCAAGGUUUUCCUUUCUCUGCUAAGUUCCUGCCCGAACAUCAGUCAUUUCCAAUUUGUUGUUAAAGCAGCCAAAGGUCCGAAGCUAAUCACGAGAUUCUUAAGGGAAAAUAAAGGACGAUUCUCCUUUCCUAAGCUCAAGUCAGUUGUAGUUACAUGUCAUUCUGGCGUUGGUAUGGGAUGUACUAUCAACUUCAUUGAAUUUCUUGGCGCUCAUUCCCCAAACCUCACUUACUUAAGAAUUGGAAAAGGAGGGGACCCUGAGUCUCAGAUGAAUACCACUCGCCUUACCAACAUGCUCUCACGGUUGAGGAAACUUUGCCCUCAUGCUUUGGUUUUAUAUACUAGGUAAUAGCCUAUCAACACAGGGGAAAUCAAAUCAACUAAUGUUUAUGAUCGAGCAAUUGCUGUCGCAAGCUAUCUGGUAACUAGAAAAACUCUUGUUUUCAAUAAAUUUUAUCUUGAUUAACUCUGAAUUAAGUCAAGUUAUUAAUUUUUAGUAUUUUUUUUUUAGUAAAGGUGAACUUAGAAAGUUAAAUAAUUAUCCCCGGCGGGAAGACAAUCAUGUUAUUAGUGAUGUUGCACAUUAAAUAUGGAAUGAGUUUGUCUUGGUAGUUAUUGAUG